UCUUCCGUCAUUGUGCAGCAGCAAACAGCGUCCGCCGUGGCAACAGUUUGUUCGCUGUAAGGCAGCUUCGUGGAAACAUGAAGCGCUGGCUGGAUGAACAUUUAAAAUCUUGCUGAUCAUGAGUGGGACAGCGAGAGGCAUUUCAGAGGACAUGGAUCGACAAAUUGUGCAGGCGGUAUUCGAUGAGGACACAAUGUCGUCUACCUCAGUGGGUAUGUCAGAUUUGUCUGAUGAGAUCCUGCUGUGCAUCCUUCGCCACGUUCCGGUGUGUGACCUGCUGCUGAACGUGGCAAACGUCUGCCACAAGUUACAGACGCUGUGCCGCGAUAAGACCCUGCUCGCCCACGUCAGCCUGUCUGAGGAGUACCUGGCUGAUGAUCUUUUGGUCCGGCACAUAUUGAAGCAGCUGGCCAAUCACGUGCAGUCUCUGAGCCUGAAUGGUUGCUACUGGCUCUCUGGCUCAGUCAUGGAGCAUCUUGCUCGCUGCAGAGCAGUGACGCAUCUUGACGUCACCGGCUGUCGCCUCACUUCCAUCCGUCUGUCCCGUCUCCUCUCCUCCCUCUCUCUACUCAGAUCACUUGCUUUUGAUGUGACCCCGGGUUUCAACUCCGCUCAGCUGAGUUCAGAGGCGGUGGGUUCACUGAGCCGCCUGUCAGAGCUCAGACAGACACUGUUGACACCGAGUUAUGGUGUGGUGCCAUGCUGCGCCCAACUCCGCAAGCUGAUGCUACAGUUUGACAUCCCGGAUGUGACCAGGGAGGGUGUUGGUGUUUGCUGUCAGUUAAUGGUGGGUCAAAGCAGUGUGCCUCAUUACCAGCAGCUGGAGGAGUUCACCGCAAGGCUGGCUCCAGGAGAGGUAAACCAGACUUUGCUCCUCCUCUACCUGGCAGUGUUCAGUGUUCAUGUUCCAAAGCGUCUCAGAGUUUUCCUCGUCUCGAUUCCUGGCCCAAACCCUGCCCACUGGCCUGCCGCCCCCUUGCUGGCACAGAGCUUGGGUCAACGCGGCGACCUGGAGGCCCUGCAGCUCCCCCGGUCCUGGCUGGACUCCUUGUCACUAAAGAGAGCUCUGGAGGGAAACAGUCCAAAGCACCUCAGCUUCAGCCGCUGCCCGGCGUUGUGGCCGCAGGUGUUUCAGUCGCUGCUGGAGGGAGGGGUCCGGGACGCUACACAGCUGACCAGCCUGAACCUCAGCGGGAUCAACCAGGUUCUUUACUCAGAGUGUAGGAAUGUGGAAGAUCACCUGGUUUCUGGGACAAUGAGCCGGUUGGCAGUUGGCUGUUCCAACAUUAAACACCUGAACCUGAUGCACACACACUAUCAUCAUGAACACUCCCCUGUAGUGGGUGGGGAAACACACCUGUGUGCCAGCUUGAUCAAAUUCAGACACCUGCGCUCUCUCACUCUACCUGCCUGUGCUCUGUCAGACGGCUUAAACACACAUCACAUCUCUACAAACAACAAAUCUCCCUCUCCGCUGUUCUUGGGGCUAAAGAAAGCUCCACGUGUGGGGCUCCAGAAUUACAAGCCUGAUUCAGAGUCGUCUUUGUCGGGGGACAGCACCUCAGGGCUUGCUCAGCUCUUAGCUGGCUGCCCCUUUUUAGAGACCCUAGAGCUCAUUGGCCCAGGUUUCGUGUCUGCGCUGCCUCGACUUGAGCCCUGCUCUCGUGCCAGUGUGGAGCCCCGUGGUAUGUGUGCGUGGGCUCGAGGAGUUGGCGAUGCGCAUUUAGCCGCGCUUGAGGCUUUGCCUAAUUUAUGUCGACUGACUCUGGCUGGGCUUCCUGGGGUCUUAAGGGGGACAGGGCUGGUCCAGCUGGCCAGGCAUUGCAAAGACCUACAGGUUUUAUCCCUUGCCAACAUGGGGUCAUUAAAAACCAUGAAUUACACCCCUGCCUUGCUGGACAUGCUUAAACAGUGCUCACAGCUGCAGGAACUCAGGUUAGAGCAGCCCUACCUGAAUGCAAACACGUCAUUCUUUGAGGCGCUGUCCUCCUGCUCUCGUCUGCAACGUCUCUGCCUAAUCUCACGCGGCGGGACCUUUGACCCAUCAGCCACAGAGACCUUCAUGGAGCGAUGCCGCCACGUCGUCAUGUGCCACAUGUUCAUGGGCGGCACCUUGGUGGCCUGUCGCACACUGCAGAAAGCUCUGCUGGACAGGUUUUCAGUUGAGCGCUCAGCUCUGAGUGUGGUCAUCUAUCCACUACAACAUGAAGACCUUCCUUCAGUCAUCAGAGAUAUCCCACUAACGCUGCUGGAUCGGAUAACUUUGUUUCAGAGCCAUGUGGCCCAACCACCACAUUUAUCACCGCUGUGACAUCACCAGAAAGCUUCAGUGUGAUUGGUGCUCAUUAGCUGAGGUGCUCAGACUUUUUUUUUUUUUUUUUUUUCAGCAUGAAAAAAAACCCAAAAAUUCACAAAUGAAAGAGACUGAUUGUCAUCUGCGCUCUGAUUUAUUUGAGAUCUUGUGUGAUCUGUUACACCAACAACGGUUACAACAGUACAAUGAUGCUUGUUUACAUUUACAUGACUCAGUAAUGAUGGUCUUCAAAGGGAAACUUACUUCAGCUCACCUCCACAGGGAGGUCAGAAAGCCAGGGUCAGCUACAGAUUGAUGCUCUGGAGCUGGUAGGGAUUUUUAGUCUCUCGUUCCACGACGUUUCAUAAUUGGUGCCACGAGAGCCCAAAUUCUGGCUUCUCAGUAAACGAUGUAUUUGUUCUGUAACUUCGAUGUUGUAAUAAACUCCAUAUAAAUUA
Messenger RNA from Xiphias gladius (swordfish), 2751 nucleotides. RefSeq names its product F-box and leucine-rich repeat protein 18 (gene fbxl18). Gene Ontology annotation, biological process: SCF-dependent proteasomal ubiquitin-dependent protein catabolic process. Gene Ontology annotation, cellular component: SCF ubiquitin ligase complex. Gene Ontology annotation, molecular function: protein binding. NCBI's taxonomy places the organism in Eukaryota, Metazoa, Chordata, Actinopteri, Istiophoriformes, Xiphiidae. The transcript is spliced from 7 exons. Bases 119 to 2311 code for a protein of 730 amino acids. The record is from RefSeq and is a predicted model, not a curated record.